Messenger RNA from Odobenus rosmarus divergens (Pacific walrus), 1114 nucleotides. It is a transcript of the gene ERCC1, whose product is annotated as excision repair cross-complementing rodent repair deficiency, complementation group 1 (includes overlapping antisense sequence). Gene Ontology annotation, biological process: meiotic mismatch repair; UV-damage excision repair; nucleotide-excision repair. The transcript has 10 exons. Gene Ontology annotation, molecular function: damaged DNA binding; single-stranded DNA binding. Gene Ontology annotation, cellular component: ERCC4-ERCC1 complex; nucleus; nucleotide-excision repair factor 1 complex. The coding region runs from base 157 to 1041 and encodes 294 amino acids. The record is from RefSeq and is a predicted model, not a curated record. NCBI's taxonomy places the organism in Eukaryota, Metazoa, Chordata, Mammalia, Carnivora, Odobenidae.
CUCUGGGGAACGGUGAGGGCGGGAUCGAGGGCUAGAGAGGCCGGAAGUAGGGCGAGCCCGGGGACGCGCUGGCCGCGUCGGCGGUGGGACGCCUCGGUUCCUCUCCGGUUCUUCACUCGCGGCUCGGGGGCAAGGACGCCCCAGAAGAACCUUGGGAUGGACGAAGAGGGAGUGCGGCAGCCCUCCGGGCCACCCACGAGGAAGAAAUUCUUCAUACCGCUGGGCGAAGAUGAGGCCCCUCCUGCAGGGGUCAAGCCCUUAUUCAAAUCCACCCGGAGCCUGCCCACCAUGGAGGCCUCACCUCAGGCAGCCCCUCAGACGUAUGCCGAGUAUGCCAUCUCGGGACCUCCAGGAGGGGCUGGAGCUCCACACCCCAUGGGGCCAGAGUCCCUGGCAGGAGAGACCCCCAAUCAGGCCCCCAAACCAGGGGCGAAAUCCAGCAGCAUCAUUGUGAGCCCCCGCCAGAGGGGCAACCCCGUGCUGAAGUUUGUGCGUAACGUGCCCUGGGAGUUUGGUGACGUCCUUCCCGACUACGUGCUGGGCCAGAGCACCUGUGCCCUAUUCCUCAGCCUCCGCUACCACAACCUCCACCCAGACUACAUCCACGAGCGGCUGCAGAGCCUGGGGAAGAGCUUCGCCCUGCGGGUCCUGCUCAUCCAGGUGGAUGUGAAAGAUCCUCAGCAGGCCCUCAAGGAGCUGGCCAAGAUGUGCAUCCUGGCUGACUGCACCCUGGUCCUUGCCUGGAGCCCUGAGGAGGCCGGGCGGUACCUGGAGACCUACAAGGCCUAUGAGCAGAAGCCGGCGGACCUCCUGAUGGAGAAGCUGGAGCAGGACUUCGUCUCCCGGGUGACUGAAUGCCUGACCACAGUGAAGUCAGUCAAUAAAACAGACAGCCAGACCCUUCUGACCACUUUUGGGUCUCUGGAACAGCUCAUGGCCGCAUCGCGGGAAGAUCUGGCUUUGUGCCCAGGCCUGGGACCCCAGAAGGCCCGGAGGCUGUUUGAUGUCUUACACGAGCCCUUCUUGAAAGUGCCCCGAUGACCGAUGGCCGCAGCUGUGAAGGAGGCCCUCGGUGUAACAAUAAAGCCGUUUUCCUGGCUCAGGCUGCUGCUGG